AUGGCCUCUUUUAUUGGAUCAACCGCGCGGCAGGCCAUGAUAGCCUUCGUGCUAUUCAUGCUGGCAAUUGCCUCUGCUCGUCCCGCUGGGAUGCGGACGGUUCGGCGAAGCGUUCAAGAACCGAGCAACGAUCCCUUCUAUCAGCCUCCUGCGGGCUUCGAGUCCGAAGCGCCGGGUACAAUUCUGCGCAAUCGGAGUGUCAGUGUUGCCUUCUUGGGGCUGAUUCCUGACCCUGUGGAGGCAUACCAGCUGUUAUAUCGCACGACGGCUAUCAAUGGCUCGGCCAUUGCCACCGUUACUACUAUCUUCAAGCCCACCAACCCGAAGAAGGAUCGAUUUGUCUCGUUCCAUACGGCGUAUGAUAGUUCCGCCACCAUCUGCGAUCCUAGCUAUAAUUACCAGCUUGGGGCCGCGCAGACGGAUAUCAUCUCCUCGGCGGAACAGUUGAUUCUACAAGCCUACUUGCUUCUGGGCUAUAUCGUUGCCUCCCCCGACUACGAAGGCCCAGAGGCGGCCUUCGGGCCGGGGCAUCUGGCUGGCAUGGGAGUGCUGGAUAACAUGCGCGCCGUGUCGAAUUUCGGAACCCUCGGCCUGUCCAGCACGACGCCGAUGAUUGUUGGAACGGGCUACUCCGGCGGUGCCAUCGCGACGGGCUGGGCGGCGUCCCUGCAGCCCACCUAUGCCCCUGAACUGGACAUUAAGGGCUGGGCCCAGGGCGGCACACCGUCCAAUUUGACCGGCACCUUGGUCUUCAUCGACGACACCCUGUUCAGCGGCUUCAUCCCUGCCGCGGUCGUGGGUCUGUCCAAGCCCAGCGCGUACGGGGCCGAGCUGUCGCCCGUUCUCAACCGCGUUCUCACCUCGGAAGGCCAGGCGAAGAUCGACUUCGCAAGCACCAACUGCGCGGUGGGCGACCUGCUCAACUUCGCGGAGCAGUCGAUAUUCUCUACAGACAUCCAGACGCUCGGGACUGGCCUGCUCUACGAGUCAACGAUCCAGUCAGUGCUGAGUAAGAACAUGCUCGGCGUGAAUGUGGCGGAGACCCCGACCGCGCCGAUGUUCGUCUACCACGCGACGCAGGAUGAGAUCAUCCCGUAUGCGAAUGCAUCGGCGAUGGUAGACUCGUGGUGCAAUAACGGCGCGAGUGUUAAGUUCACGACGUAUGGGAACGGCGGUCACGCGACAACCGAGAUCAUCGGGUUGCCGGACACGAUCAGUUUCGUCCAGUCGGCGUUUGCGGGGACAACGGCGAGUGGCUGUUCGAAAAAUACCGAGCUGCUCAGUAUCCUCAACCCGAUUGCAUUGGGGGUCGAGUUGGAGCCGAUCUUGAUCAAGCUGAUCGAGGUGCUGGCGAACCUAGGCAAGACGGAUUCCAAUGUGCAGCAGAACUUGAGUGUGUUACAGGAUGUGGUGACCUGGUAG
Molecule: messenger RNA, 1422 nt
Organism: Penicillium macrosclerotiorum
Lineage: Eukaryota; Fungi; Ascomycota; Eurotiomycetes; Eurotiales; Aspergillaceae
Exons: 1
Coding region: 1-1422 (473 amino acids)
Biological process (GO): lipid catabolic process
Molecular function (GO): triacylglycerol lipase activity
Source: RefSeq, a predicted model, not a curated record